This is a messenger RNA of Pleurotus ostreatus (oyster mushroom), 588 nucleotides long. RefSeq lists its product as uncharacterized. Bases 1 to 588 code for a protein of 195 amino acids. The record is from RefSeq and is a predicted model, not a curated record. The transcript has 3 exons. Lineage: Eukaryota; Fungi; Basidiomycota; Agaricomycetes; Agaricales; Pleurotaceae.
AUGCCCUACAUAAACACAAUUCAUCCCCAAGUUAGGGACGUUGCUGCCUACUCGUCCCUCGGCUGCGCUGUGACCCCUGAAGAUCUCUCUCGUUUCUGGAAGAAGAAUCUCCCUGGAGGAUACGCGCACGACUCUAAAUGGAUUGCGACUGUAGGAUCUCCUGGUAAAUAUCGACCCGUCUACUUCAAUAUCAUUGGCAGCCAUGGGCGUGGUAUCCCGGUGUCGGAAUUACUCUCUCGCGGCUACUACGGAAUGUCUGCCUCUAUGGAUGGCGCGUACGAUAAGGUUCUUGCACACACUGGCCUCCAGAGAAUCACCUUCCGGCUUGUUUGGCCUGGUUAUGAGAACGUUAACUGGACGAGAUCAAUCCAAAUUUAUAACGAAAACGGCCCUAUUACACGCGCUGGACUGGCUGUUGAGAUUGCGAAGAUUAUAUCUUGCUUUGUGAUGAACUCAGCCUAUGAACCGUGCGCCAAUCAGGACUGGCAGCUUCACCCGGCGAAGAUUACUAUUAAACGCGUCGUGCUGGUCGCCCUCCAUCAUAUCUCCGAAGGCUCCUGGCAAGCCGAAGUUCUCGUGGACGUCUGA